CUCUCUCUGCUUUCUUGUUAACUCAAUGGGGCUCUAGCAUUAGGGAUUUCAAGCUGUAAAACUGCAUAUUUAUUUCCCGUUCCCUUUUUUCUAUUUAAGUUUUGUACAUAAGAUAGGUAACUUAUUGAAGAACCAGUACAACCAAACCGGUCAAAACUUGGAAACUAUGGAUAUUCGGAAGAAGCGGAGACCGUGGUGCGCUCUGGUGUUUGUCUCGCUCAUGACUCUAACUCUGGCACGAGCAGAUCCCGUUGAUGUUUUGCGGGUCCUGCAGUUGCCUUCACUCCCUGAAGGUGUGCAGAAGGUUCCAGGUUUCUGCACCUCACGCCGAGCUGGUACUGCUGAUCAUGCCUACCGUAUCACCAAGAAAGCCCAGAUCUCUGCCCCCACUAAGCAACUAUUCUCAGGACGUUUCCCGGAGAAUUUCUCCAUCAUGACCCUGGUAAAACCCAAGGCUGGUCUUCAGGCCUUCCUUUUGUCCAUAUACAACGAGCAGGGUGUACAGCAGCUCGGUCUAGAAUUGGGACGCUCGCCCAUCUUUCUUUAUGAGGACCAGAAUCGCAAACCCGCCCCAGAGGACUACCCGCUGUUCAGAGGGGUCAACCUGGCCGACGGCAAAUGGCACAGGAUUGCCAUUUCUGUGCAGAAGAAGAACAUAACUUUGAUUCUGGACUGCAAGAAUCGGGUCACCAAAGCCCUGCCGCGUAGCAACAACCCAGUUUUGGACACCAAGGGCAUCACUGUCUUUGGGGCCCGUUUACUGGAUGAGGAAGUGUUCCAGGGUGAGAUCCAGCAGUUGCUAAUCGCUUCCAACCCUCAGGCUGCCUAUGACUUCUGUGAGCACUACAGCCCUGACUGUGACUCCCCCCUGCCCAAAGUCCAGUCCCAGGACCCAAACAACUACGACAGCAAGGCUAACAAUGGCAAAGCUGAUAAGCCCAAAUCUGCUCCUGAAAAGACUAAAUCUGCUUCAGCUAAACCAGCUAAAGCCAAGCCUCCUCCAAUAAAGCUAACCCCAAAAGCUGCCAAGCCGAAACCUACUGCAGUGCAAAUAUUGCUUUCAAAAAUCAAACCUACCUUAGCUUCAAAGCCAGUACCCAAACCCAAAGCAACACCAGCCCCAAAGAAUGCCAAGAAAGCUAAUAAUAAUGGAAAAGCUCCCAAUAAUAAUGGAAAAACAAACAAUGGUCAGGGAAAAGUAAAUGGAAAUGGCAAUGGCGCUAAUGGUGACAGUAAAGCAAAUGGCAAGGCCAAAAUCAAUGGCGAAGCUAAGGCUGGCAGCAGUGACAAAGCUAAUGGCAAUGGCAAUGGAAAGGCAGCUGAGGCGAAAAAAGCAAACAACAAUGGCAAAGCAGCUGACAAGGCAAACGGCGAAGCUAAGGCUAAUGGCAAUGGUGCGAAGACGGCAAAGACUGAAAAGACAGCAAAGAAAUCAGAGACAACCAAAAAGACCAUAGUUACCAAAACCGGUAUAAAUGAGGCAAAAGCAAUGAAAAGCGACACUGUGAAAGAUAAUGCUAAAGAGGCCAAACCAAAAGUGUCAAAACCUGCAGUGUCCAAAGACAAGACUGAAAAGCUGAAAGCCAAUCCAGCAUCCACAAAGCCGAAAGUGGUGAUAGAGAAGGUUCAGACAAAAGUCAAAGAGGUCAAAGUAACAGCCAUCACUCAAAAGCCUGUUGCUUUCAAACCUUUGCCUGUCCCCAUCCCUUCAAAGCCCAGGGUGGUGUUGGAUGUCAAUAACGUCAAAUCUAUGUCCAAAAAUUUCCCACCCUUCGACAAGGCUGUUGUGAGUGGCCGGACCAUCUCGUCUCCAGAAAUACCCAGGAAGAAACCACCCAAUGGUUAUCAACAGGCCUCCGUGCGAGCCCUGAAGGGAGAGAAGGGAGAGCCUGCUGUCCUUGAACCUGGUAUGCUGAUUGAAGGCCCUCCCGGGCCAGAAGGACCAGCAGGUCUCCCUGGCCCCGCUGGCACGCCUGGACCCCCUGGUUCUGUUGGUGAUCCAGGUGAGAGGGGUCCUACUGGUAAGGCUGGUCUACCUGGAGCAGAUGGUGUCCCUGGACCUCCAGGAACUUCUGUCAUGCUUCCUUUCCGUUUUGGACAGAGUGGGGGCGACAAAGGUCCCAUUGUCUCAGCGCAGGAGGCCCAAGCUCAAGCCAUUCUGUCCCAGGCUCGGCUGGCUUUGAAGGGUCCACCUGGGCCAAUGGGCUUCACUGGUCGUCCCGGACAUUUGGGUAUGCCUGGAAGUCCUGGUUUGAAGGGAGAGAGUGGAGACCCUGGUCCUCAGGGCCCCAGAGGUCCUCAAGGAUUGUCUGGUCCUCCUGGAAAAUCUGGUCGUAGGGGUCGUGCUGGUGCUGAUGGAGCCAGAGGAAUGCCAGGAGAGCCUGGAAUUAAGGGUGACCGUGGCUUUGAUGGCCUUCCUGGUUUGCCUGGUGACAAGGGUUAUCGCGGUCAAACUGGAGGAAUGGGACCUGCAGGACCCCCUGGAGAGGAUGGCGAGAGGGGAGAUGAUGGAGAGGUUGGACCCAGGGGUCUUCCAGGCGAACCGGGGCCCCGUGGUUUGCUAGGGCCUAAAGGGCCCGCUGGACUUCCAGGACCUCCUGGUGUUCGAGGAAGUGAUGGUCCACAUGGUCCAAAAGGAAACUUGGGACCCCAAGGAGAGCCAGGUCCUCCAGGACAGCAGGGGGGCCCAGGAACACAGGGAAUGCCUGGUCCACAGGGGCCUAAUGGGCCACCAGGAGAUAAAGGACCUACAGGAAAACCAGGUCUGCCAGGAAUGCCUGGAGCUGACGGUCCUCCUGGUCAUCCUGGAAAAGAAGGACCUGGUGGAACCAAAGGAAAUCAGGGUCCAAAUGGUCCUCAGGGGUCUAUUGGCUAUCCUGGCCCUCGGGGAAUUAAGGGAACUCAAGGUAUCCGUGGACUGAAAGGCCAUAAGGGAGAGAAGGGAGAGGACGGCUUCCCUGGAAUCAAAGGAGACUUUGGUGUGAAGGGAGAGAGGGGAGAGGUGGGAGUGCCUGGCCCAAGAGGAGAGGAUGGUCCUGAGGGGCCGAAGGGUCGUGUCGGCCCCCCAGGUGAGCUCGGUCCAAUCGGCCUGGUGGGAGAGAAGGGUAAGCUUGGUGUGCCUGGACUUCCUGGCUAUCCCGGAAGGCAAGGAAUUAAGGGCUCCCUUGGUUUCCCAGGAUUCCCUGGUGCAAAUGGCGAGAAGGGUGCAAGGGGUUUGAUUGGUAAAGCUGGACCAAGAGGACAAAGGGGGCCAACUGGUCCCAGAGGUCAGAGAGGCCCCCGUGGGUCAACAGGAAAACCAGGUGCAAAGGGUGGAUCAGGCAGUGAUGGGCCUUCUGGACCACUAGGGGAGAGAGGGCUACCUGGACCCCAAGGUGCAAAUGGAUUCCCUGGGCCAAAGGGGCCUCCUGGACCCCCAGGGAAAGAUGGACUGCCUGGACACCCUGGACAAAGAGGCGAAGUUGGUUUCCAAGGCAAGACUGGACCACCUGGGCCACCAGGCGUGGUUGGACCACACGGUCCCUCCGGUGAGACUGGUCCAAUGGGUGAGCGUGGCCACCCAGGACCCCCAGGACCACCCGGUGAGCAAGGUCUUUCUGGGCCAUCUGGUAAAGAGGGAACCAAAGGAGAUCCUGGUCCCCCUGGCGGCCCCGGUAAGGAUGGACCCCCUGGACUGAGAGGAUUCCCAGGAGAGCGAGGACUGCCAGGAACACCGGGCUCCGGGGGACUGAAAGGAAAUGAAGGCCCUGCUGGACCACCUGGACCUGCUGGGUCUCCUGGAGAGAGAGGACUUGCUGGCAGUGCGGGCCCUGUCGGCCCACCUGGACGCCCUGGACCUCAGGGACCCCCUGGAUCUGCAGGGGAAAAAGGAGUGCCAGGAGAGAAAGGCCCAAUAGGUCCAGCUGGUCGUGACGGCAUCCAGGGUCCAGUUGGUCUCCCGGGCCCUGCUGGACCUCCAGGUGUUUCUGGAGAGGAUGGAGACAAGGGUGAGGUUGGGGAGCCAGGACAUAAGGGAGCUAAAGGAUCCAAGGGAGAACAUGGUCCUCCUGGACCACCCGGACCACAAGGUCCUGUGGGACAACCUGGUGCUGCUGGUGCUGAUGGGGAGACAGGUGCGAGAGGACAGCAAGGGCCAUUUGGUGCUAAGGGUGAUGAAGGAACCAGAGGAUUCCCUGGGCCUCCAGGCCCCAUUGGACUGCAGGGAUUGCCAGGCCCUGCAGGAGAAAAGGGAGAGACUGGAGAUGUUGGACCACUGGGUCCUCCUGGUCCCCCAGGACCACGUGGUCCUGCUGGUCCUAAUGGUGCUGAUGGAUCUCAAGGUCCUCCAGGAGGUUUGGGUAAUCCAGGUCCCAUAGGAGAGAAGGGUGAACCUGGUGAAUCUGGACCACCUGGUGUUGGUGGAGAGCCAGGAAAAAUGGGCCCCAGAGGAGAGCGUGGUGAGAAGGGAGAGGCUGGGCAGCCUGGCACCUCCGGUCCCCCUGGUGGAAAAGGCCCCGUUGGAGACGACGGACCCAAAGGAAAUCCUGGUCCUGUUGGUUUCCCUGGUGAUCCUGGCCCACCCGGAGAAGUUGGACCACGAGGCCAAGAUGGAGCAAAGGGAGAAAGAGGAGAGGACGGUGAACAAGGAGAAGCUGGGUCUCCUGGACCAACUGGUGAGAACGGACCACCUGGGCCUCCAGGAAAAAGAGGUCCUGCAGGAACGAGGGGACCAGAGGGGCGUCAAGGAGAGAAAGGAAGCAAGGGCGAUUCAGGUGCCAAUGGACCUCCAGGAAAGACUGGCCCUGUGGGGCCACAAGGUCAACCAGGAAAACCAGGAACUGAGGGUCUAAGAGGGUUGCCAGGAUCAGUGGGUGAACAAGGUUCUCCAGGAUCUGCUGGCCAGAAAGGCCCCCCUGGACCUAUGGGUCCUCCAGGUUUACUUGGUCUUCGUGGUGACCCUGGUUCUAAAGGUGAGAAGGGACACCCAGGUAUGAUCGGUCUGAUUGGGCCUCCAGGAGAGCAAGGAGAGAAGGGAGACAGAGGAAUGCCAGGCCCCCAGGGAUCACAUGGACCCAAGGGAGAAACGGGAAUGCCUGGUGGAACGGGACCUCUCGGCCCUGCAGGUCCAGCUGGUGUGCCUGGUCCAAGAGGUAUCAAAGGAGCUAAAGGUGCCACUGGUGGAGCUGGUCCUAAGGGAGAGAAAGGUGUACAAGGUCCACCAGGACUACCUGGUCCCCCUGGUGAUGUCAUCCAGCCGCUGCCCAUCCAGAUCCCCAAGAAGUCCAAGCGCUCCAUUGAUGCCAGUAAGAUGCUCUCCGAGACUGACACUGAGGCUGCCGACACCACAGGCACACAGUUUUUGACCGGUAGUGAAGGUAUGGAGGAGAUCUUUGGAUCACUCAAUUCCCUUCGCCAGGAGAUCGAGAGCAUGCGCUUCCCACUGGGAACGCAGGAGAGCCCAGCCCGCACCUGCCAAGACCUCCACCUCAGCCAGCCAGACUUGAAAGACGGCGAAUAUUGGAUUGAUCCAAAUCAAGGCUGUGCCCGAGACUCUUUCAAGGUGUUCUGCAACUUCACUGCCGGUGGAGAGACUUGCUUGUAUCCCAACAAAGCGAUAGAGAACAUAAAAAUAAACUCUUGGCCAAAUGAGAAGCCUGGGUCCUGGUACAGUCAGUUUGCUAAGUCCAGCAAGCUUUCAUAUGUAGACUCAAGUGGAGAACCUGUGGGUGUAGUCCAGCUGGGCUUCUUGCGGUUGCUUAGCGUCCAGGCCCGGCAAAAUCUAACCUACCACUGCCACCGUUCAGUGGCCUGGGUUGACCGCACUGCUGACAAUGGCUACCAGAGGGCGCUGCACUUCCAGGGUGCCAAUGAAGAGGAGCUCAGCUAUGAGACUAGCCCCUACAUCAAAGCCCUCGAAGAUGGCUGCUCUUAUCGUAAAGGUUUUGACAGGACAGUGCUGGAGGUGAACACCCCACAGGUGGAGCAGCUCCCUCUGCUGGACAUCAAGAUAUCAGACUUUGGGGAGGACAAUCAGAAAUUUGGUUUUGAAGUGGGACCUGUCUGUUUCCUGGGAUAAAAACACACACAUGCUGAGGUCAAGGGGAAUACAAUCACAAAUACAAAAGACACACACAUUAAGCACACAUACACACACUUAACCAUGCACUUGACAUAAAUACAACCAUGUGUCAACACUAAUAAAGACAUUUGAAGUUACGUUUAAUAGGUGGGAUGCAUACAUAAAUUCAUACAUAUACACGUUGUUGUGAAACAACAAAGUUGCACACAUGUACAUGCCCAGGGAAAAAUACUCCCAGCAAUGGACGGACAACAGAGAAGAGAGCCAUGUCGAAGCAUUCUCGCAAGAGAGGAGAGAAGAUAUUGACGAACAUGGUGGUGUAUUCAGACGAGUAACAGAAGUGUGUUCGAGCAGAUACAGCUGGAGUAAAAAGUCAGCUCCUGCAGAAAAGCCUUCAAUUCUGGCCCCCUCUAUCCUACAUCUCCCCUCCCCACUGUUUCUCUUCUGAGAUGUUCCACUCUUUCAACCUCCAUGCCUGAUCGUUCCUUUUAUAGUCCUGUGCAAGUUCCGCCCCCUUCAUACACUUCACUUCCUUCCUUACCAUAUAUAGAAUAGAUUCUGCAGGUACAAAACUUCAAACUGAGGAAUGGAUGAAAUUUUCAAUUACAAGGUGAAUUUAUGCCAUUACAAGAGAAAAAAAUUAACCCUUUCAGUACUGUAAUAAAGUCUUACUAGCAACUUAACUUACCAAAUAUAUGCAAUGAAAGCCAUUUACAGUGUAAAAUUGUACUGAACUUGAUAUUGUUGUACAUUUAUUAUAGAUGAUGAAAUCUGUAAGAAUUUACAAUUCAUGCCGUGAACAUACUGCCAACUUACCAGUCCAGUAUUUCUCUACAGGAGCCAUUAUAUCUUCAGCCAUAUCAGUAGAAAUAUAUAUAUACUUAUAUUUGCAUUUUGUCUGACAAUCUUUCAUGUUUGUAAAUGACUGAAUGCACACUUUGUGCAAUUUUGAUCCAACGUUGACCAUUUAUGUGGACAGUGUUCCGGCUGGAAUUGUGCAUUAGAACCAUUUGUACAGAAAUAAUAUUUUAAUGUAUUUAUUUUGUGAAACAAACAGGUGCUCACAAGAAAAUGACCAAAAUACUUGCAGUACAAAGUAAUGUGGUAUUUCAUCUGUAAUUUUCUCAUCAGUCUAUUAAAUAUGUCAAUUAAACCCCAGACAGCAAGUCUGCCUUCUCUGUAUGAAAUAUACUUGUGAUCAAUUAUUGGUGAUAUCAGGUAAUGUUGCAUUAUUUCAAUGCAGUUCAUUUGCAGCUAGAGGCUAAGGACAGUUUAGUGCAAGUGAAGACGACAAAAAGAUCAAAAUGUUCUCAUUUUCAGGCAACAGUGGAGAAGGGACAGAAGAAAGAGAUGGAAGGAGGCGGUUGGGAAAUAUAGUUUGCUUGUUUUUUAUGUAUAUUGUUUUCUUUUUUAAAACAAGAAGAGGGGAAUGAAAAGCUACAAAAUUUAUUUGUGAAUUAAAAGUUGUUUGUGUGGUUUUUUCACAAGGACAAUAUGGCUCGGUUUGCUUUUGUCAGUGAAAGACACAUUUGUCUCUACAAAAUAUGGAAAUAUGGUGCUAAAACUUGUUUUGUAAGUACUUCAAAAAUCUGUUUAUGUAAUAUAUAAUCUAUUUAAAGAGCUGUUGGACUCCUUUGUUUUUCUUUACCCCAUUUCCUGUUAAUAUUUUAUCUGCCUCUUCAUUUUACUUCUUACCGAAACAGCUCAAAAUCAAGAUCUCCAACCCACAUUAGAUGUCUUCACAAGUCUCAGUGAACCAAUUUGCAUGAAAUCUGGCCAUUUUCCUCCAAAUAACUUUUUUUAUUAUUAUUCUUCAACUAUUAACAAAUGGUUAUGUUUUACUCCUAAUUUUGUUUCAGCUUUUUUAGUUUGGGUUUUGAACUGUUAACUGUCUUAAUUCUUUGACGAUGUUUUUCCGGUCC
Messenger RNA from Myxocyprinus asiaticus (Chinese sucker), 7980 nucleotides. RefSeq names its product collagen alpha-2(XI) chain-like. Gene Ontology annotation, biological process: sensory perception of sound; cartilage development; collagen fibril organization. The transcript is spliced from 64 exons. Bases 167 to 6055 code for a protein of 1962 amino acids. NCBI's taxonomy places the organism in Eukaryota, Metazoa, Chordata, Actinopteri, Cypriniformes, Catostomidae. Gene Ontology annotation, molecular function: extracellular matrix structural constituent. Gene Ontology annotation, cellular component: collagen trimer. The record is from RefSeq and is a predicted model, not a curated record.